This is a messenger RNA of Mercurialis annua (annual mercury), 1528 nucleotides long. RefSeq names its product nudix hydrolase 2-like. The coding region runs from base 160 to 1218 and encodes 352 amino acids. Gene Ontology annotation, molecular function: NAD binding; NADH pyrophosphatase activity; ADP-ribose diphosphatase activity. The transcript is spliced from 9 exons. Lineage: Eukaryota; Viridiplantae; Streptophyta; Magnoliopsida; Malpighiales; Euphorbiaceae. The record is from RefSeq and is a predicted model, not a curated record.
GUAAGAGAAUUUCCAGGUGCAAUUUCGUUGCUUCUUCCUGAAUUCCUAAAUUAAUUUAGGAUCCAAUCUGAAUUCCCAAACAGGGGAUCCAAUUCUCAUUCGCUCAGUUCUUUAAGUUAUUUUAAUCCCAAAUUUGUCAACUACCCAAAAUUAAUUAAAAUGCAGAGAUCUAUAGUACCAACGGCUAAUUACUGUUACCUCAAGAAUCACAAAUUCAACACUCCCAAACUAAUUUUCACACACUUUCUUGCUAUUAAAAACCCUAAUUUUCAUACAAAGAAUAGUUUUCUUGGGUCCUUAUCAUUUCUGUCACAUGGUCAUUCACAAGGUUACAGCAGUAAAACUUCAUUGUUGAUCAGGAACAUGUCUACAAGAAGUUCGGUGCCGAUUGGGAAGGAGAUGGUUACUGAUAAUGAAGUUGAGCAGAUUGAAUUGCUUGAUGGAGUUGAGGAUUUAUAUGGAGGAGUUGUUGUAGAAAUGAAGGAAAGUAUGGAUCCUGAGAUUUUUACUUCUCUACUUAGAGCUUCCAUCUCACAGUGGAGACUUCAGGGAAGAAAGGGUAUUUGGAUCAAAUUGCCUAUUCAACUUUCUAAUUUGGUUCAUCCUGCAGUUCAGGCUGGAUUUAGAUAUCAUCAUUCAGAACCAGAUUACUUGAUGUUGGUGACUUGGCUAGCUAGUACACCUGAUACACUUCCAGUAAAUGCUACGCAUCGAGUGGGCAUUGGAGCGUUUUUAGUUAAUAAAAACAGAGAGAUGCUUGUAGUUCAAGAGAAGCAUGGUGGAUUCAAAGGUACAGGGGUGUGGAAGCUACCAACUGGGGUAGUCAAUGAGGGCGAGGACAUCUGUACAGCUGUAGUUCGAGAGGUUAAAGAAGAAACUGGAAUUGAUGCAGAAUUUGUGGAGGUUCUAGCUUUCAGGCAAAGUCACCGAUCGUUCUUUAGCAAAUCAGACCUGUUUUUUGUAUGCAUGUUACGGCCUCUCUCCUUUGACAUUCAGAUGCAAGAUUCAGAAAUUCAGGCAGCUCAGUGGAUGCCUGUCGAGGAGUAUGUGAAUCAGCCAUACAAUCAAAAAUACCCGAUCUUCAAAUAUAUUGCUGAAAUAUGUCAGACUAAAUCAGAGAGGGAUUACGCUGGAUUUUCCGCAGUUACUGCAGCCACGACGGCUUCUGGUAAAGACACCUACAUGUACUUUAAUAACCGGGAUUUCCGUAAAUUGUAAGACCUUUAUAGUAUAAUGCUUUAGCUUAUAGCUAAAUGGUUAAACCAUUCAGCUAUAAGUUAAAGGAUUAUAUUAUAGAGGGGCUUGCGGUUUGCUGAGCUUCAGGCUGUUGAAGUAUAUAUGUAUAUCUGGUGUGAGCAUUUUGACAAGAAGUUCAAGAUAUUGAAAUAUGAAAUUGCUAGUGAGUGCAUAUACUCGCAUUUACUUUAAACACAUUUAUAUUAUGUAUUCUUUUUUAUCAAAUUUAUUGUGAAGUGUUUUAAUUACUAAUGUAACAUGCAAGUUUUAAUAAAUACUAUUACAUACUCAA